Molecule: messenger RNA, 2012 nt
Organism: Pygocentrus nattereri (red-bellied piranha)
Lineage: Eukaryota; Metazoa; Chordata; Actinopteri; Characiformes; Serrasalmidae
Gene: ccn6
Product: cellular communication network factor 6
Exons: 5
Coding region: 89-1075 (328 amino acids)
Biological process (GO): signal transduction; cell adhesion
Cellular component (GO): extracellular region; extracellular matrix
Molecular function (GO): heparin binding; integrin binding
Source: RefSeq, a predicted model, not a curated record
UCCCUCCUCUGGCUCUGGCUCUCUCUCUCUCUCGCUCGCCCACUCCCUCUUUUCUCUCUCUGUACUCAGUUCUCUCUCUCUCUAUAAGAUGCUCUCACUGUUUUACAGCUGCCUGCUGCUCCUACUGUCCCAGCAUGCAUGCAGGGGGCAGGCGGACCUUCAGCUGUGCAGCUGGCCAUGUAAAUGCCCCGCUGUGCGGCCGCAGUGCGCCCCGGGGGUCAGCGCGGUGCUGGACGGCUGUGGCUGCUGUAAGAGCUGCGCCCGGCAGAUCGGAGAACCGUGCAACGAGAGGGACGUGUGUGACCCCCACAAAGGCAUGUACUGCGACUUCUCCAGAGACAAACCGCGCUUCCAGAACGGCAUCUGCGCAUACCUGAUGGCGGUGGGCUGCGACAUGAACGGCGCCCACUACGAUAACGGUCAGUCCUUCCAGCCGAACCCGCUGUAUAAGUGCGUCUGCAUCGCCGGCGCUAUCGGCUGCACGCCGGCCUUCAUACAGAAACCCGCCGCCAUGCUGAGUCCGGCUGGGCUGCAGAGCAGCGCCCCCGCUGGGCUGAAGGCCAAACACCAGCAGGACACCACCUACAGGACCAUGUCAGCUUACAGGGAUCCUCCUUUAGCCUGGAAGAAGAACUGCCUGGUGCAGACGGCGCCCUGGGCCCCCUGCUCCCGGACCUGCGGCAUCGGCAUCUCUGUCCGCAUCUCCAACGACAACGGCAAGUGUGAGAUGAGGAAGGAGCGGCGGCUGUGUCUGCUCAGACCCUGCGAGAAGAAGACCCUGAAAAACGUUAAGAUUCCAGCGGGAAAGACCUGUAAGCCCACCUUCCAGGCCAGGAAAGCGGAGAAGCUCUCGCUGUCUGGCUGCACCAGCAUUAAGAAGUACCGCCCGACCUUCUGCGGCGUCUGCACCGACCGGCGCUGCUGCGUCCCCAACCAGUCCAGAGCGGUGCAGGUGCAGUUCCGCUGCACAGGGGGCGCCACCGUGAACUGGAAGAUGCAGUGGAUCACUUCCUGUGUGUGUCAGAGGAGAUGCGACGAGCCGGGUGACAUGUUCUCCGAACUGUACUUACUGUAACACAGACACGUCCAAACGUUAUCGGUGGGGAACCGUUAGAAUCCGGGCUUCAGUACCAUAAACCUUACCCAGCCAAACACAAUGCUAAUUUCUGCUAGCGCCUCUAUGGGAUCUGUAGUAGUGUGUAAGCUGACGGCAGUUCACGUGAACCUUCUAGGCCGGUUCUAGAUUAAACACGGACGUGCGAAGUCAUUCCAGGUGUUUGGUCAUUCAGUUUGUAUCAGAGCUUGUAUCAGCUUUACAGUCACCCUAAUAACUAACCGGAACACUGAUUAGACUACGACUCGCAUUCAGUCAUCAGUUAUCUAGAACCUCCAGAAGUUCUGCAGUGAUGUUGGUUCCACCCAUAGAGGCAGAGAUACCACAGAGAGAAGCAUCCUGAUUGGAUGAACGUCUGUUGGCCGUUUUAAUGGAAUAAGUUAAAUAUAAGAAGCUUUAUUAUAUUAAAGGAAGACGAACUGCAUGUUACCGACGCGUCCUUUCACAGAAAGGUUCCUCACCGCACGUUAUCCUCACAGGAUGAAGAACAACCCGAGAAACUCAAAGCUGUACUUAGCGGCGCGUACGUAUGACCCCUGGAUGGCCUUAGAGACACACAGCGCACUCAAACACAUGAACGUCCUACAACUAGAGAGGCUAAUCUGGGCAAGUUCUGAUCCAUAACUGACCGUCAAUUAAAGAGAGUAACCAGCACGAAUAAAAUUACAGCAACCCAUCAAAAUAGAUAACUGCAGCAAUCAGACAGCGAUCAGAGCCGUAUUACACACCUUCACUCUGAAAUCUGAUGUGUCUGGUCUCCAUGACGACUGACCAAACCUCCUAAAUCCUGUCCUAACUUCAGGAUGAAGCCCAGCAGGGUCCUGACUCCUGUUUAAGGCCCGUUUCUCUGGUUCUGAGGCGGCUGAGUCAGGCAGCGUAGUUCACUACCAGCAUAAUG